AUGUCAACAUUUCAACAAAAAAAGUGUAACAUCGGAUAUGAUCCCGGUGCAGCACCAUACGGCAAUUUUAUAAACUAUUACACAUUUAACCCACCAGAGAACCGUUUAAGCCUCAUUCCGACCACACUUAUUCAGGAUUUGGGGUAUGGCAAGGACAGCAGUGAAACCAUAUUGAUGCUGGAUGUCGGUUGCAAUUCAGGGGACCUGACAGUGGCAUUGUACAGACACCUUCAACAGAGAGUCUUGUCUGAAGACUCUACAACACCACCCGACACUGAUCUCCAACUCCUGGGCUUCGACCUGGACGAAACCCUGAUCCUCCGGGCCCAACAGACCAACCCUUUCCCCCAGAGCAUCUCUUUCAUUCCCUUAGACAUCACUGAGGAUGCUGCUAGCCAGACCCAGCUACAGGACUACCUGAGACAACAUGGCGGCUUCCGCUUCCACCUCUCCCUGUGCCUGGCUGUUACCAUGUGGGUCCACCUGAACCACGGAGACGCUGCCCUACUGGGGCUCCUCUCCCGGCUGGCCUCCGUCAGCCAACAUCUCCUCCUGGAGGCCCAGCCCUGGAAGUGCUACCGUUCGGCUGCCCGGAGGCUGAGGAAGCUCGGGCGGUCUGACUUUGACCACUUCAAGGAGUUAAAGAUCAGAGGAGAUGUGGCAGAACAAGCCAGGGAACACUUAGAGAAACACUGUGGGAUGGCACUGAUGCAGUGUUUCGGUAGUACCAGCUGGGAUCGUAGACUGCUCCUCUUUAGGAGAAGAGAGACGGUUGACCUACAUACGGUUGACCUACAUUUAUCCCAGUAGAUAAAAUGACUGGACUUGUAGUAUAUGUUAUGAUGAUUGUCUUGAAGGAGUAAACUGAGAACAUUUGAAAAUUGUCUUCCUUGACAAUGAAGUGACAAGGUCCUAAGGAAAUAUGUAUGUGUGCAGAGAAGGAACUCCAAGUUCCUUAGCCUCCUUCACAGCCAGCUCAAGUUCUUUAAGUGCAGCGAAGGACCAGUAUGUUGAUUGAACACUAGGAGGCAAUAAUACUCUGUUACUACUUGUAUUACCACCAUACCUAGUCUAUACUUUCAGCUAUGCAUUUAACUGAUCUUACUCGAUUUUCAUCUUAAUAGCGUAUAUGUUCUGGCAAACAAUUAUGAAUGAACU
Messenger RNA from Oncorhynchus gorbuscha (pink salmon), 1158 nucleotides. Its product is annotated as pre-miRNA 5'-monophosphate methyltransferase-like. The coding region runs from base 1 to 810 and encodes 269 amino acids. Gene Ontology annotation, cellular component: cytoplasm. Gene Ontology annotation, molecular function: RNA methyltransferase activity; O-methyltransferase activity. The record is from RefSeq and is a predicted model, not a curated record. Gene Ontology annotation, biological process: negative regulation of pre-miRNA processing; miRNA metabolic process. NCBI's taxonomy places the organism in Eukaryota, Metazoa, Chordata, Actinopteri, Salmoniformes, Salmonidae. The transcript has 3 exons.